AUGCCGGAGCAUGCCGAGAUCUACGCCAUGUCGCAGACCAUCAACCGGUGGGCGGUGCGGACCCGAGUGGUGGCGCUGACCAAGUCGCCGGUCCACAAGUCGCCUGCGCCGCUCUUGCCGCUGCGGCCGGGCACGGCGUCCGGCUGCGUCGUAGCCGCUGUCUCACGCGGCAAGGAACUGCUGCUUGCUGCCGCACCGACGCGCUCGCUGCUAGGCAAGGUAGUGGCGGCGACGGCGGCAGCCGAGGCGGAGCUGGGGCCGGCACCGUCGACGGCUGCGCUGGCCGCUGCGGGUGUGCGCGACGAGCUGAUUGCCGCACUGGCCGCCGCAUCCGGCAAGGAUGGUCUGGUGCUGGUGGUCGGCAUGGGCAUGACCGGGACGUGGAAGGUUGUUGAGCCGGGCGAGGAGAUGCCGCGCCAUGCGCACCUGCGUUUCGAGGGGGACGAUGGCUCGGUCCUGGUGUUCGAGGAUAUGCGCCGGCUGUCGCGGUGGCGGUGCCACGCCGCCGGUGAGGCCAAGGCCACAUGGACCGCCGGGCGCGGGCCUGAUCCGCUUCGCGAGCCCGCCGCCUUUGCGGCGAACAUAGAGCGCGGCCGCGGGACCGCAGCAUUUGGCAAGAUGCUCUGCGACGCGCUGCUCAACCAGCGGUACUUUAACGGCAUCGGCAACUACUUGCGCGCCGAGAUCAUGCACCGCGCCGGUCUCUCGCCGUUCAUCACCCUCGACGAAGCGCUGGAGCUGCCGCAGGGCGGGCAGAUGCUCAAGCUCGUCGCCUCUAUCCCGCACGAGGUCAUGCAGCUUGCCGAGGCGUACGAGCCGGCCAAGGCGAAAGAAGGCGCGUUUGCUGCGUGGCUGACGGCCUACGGUAAGCUGGAGAGCGUACGUGACAAGGCUGCACGCACCGUCUGGUUUGACGCCACCCAACACAAGGUGCCGAGCGCGAUGCGCGCCACGCUGGGCAAGGGCAGGGUCCGCGGCAUCGAGUCGCGGAGCAAAGCCAAGUCCAAGCCCAAGACGGCACAGGCCAAGCCCAAGGCAGCAAAGGCCAAGCUCAAGGCGGCAAACCGCAAGGGGGAUAGAUAG
Messenger RNA from Thecamonas trahens ATCC 50062, 1083 nucleotides. RefSeq names its product NEIL1 protein. Bases 1 to 1083 code for a protein of 360 amino acids. Lineage: Eukaryota; Apusomonadida; Apusomonadidae. Gene Ontology annotation, cellular component: nucleus. Gene Ontology annotation, molecular function: DNA N-glycosylase activity; damaged DNA binding; zinc ion binding. The record is from RefSeq and is a predicted model, not a curated record. Gene Ontology annotation, biological process: base-excision repair. The transcript has a single exon.